Delphinapterus leucas (beluga whale) is the source of this 5143-nucleotide messenger RNA. NCBI's taxonomy places the organism in Eukaryota, Metazoa, Chordata, Mammalia, Artiodactyla, Monodontidae. The record is from RefSeq and is a predicted model, not a curated record.
AAAACAUGUUUUUCUCUCUCCACGGAACAGAGGAAUGAAACGUAUGUUGAGAAGCGGCCUAAAACGAUGCGGGCCGGAGGAAGUACGUGAGAGUUGUAAGCUGCCGCCCUGGCCCGGCCUCAUGAACCUCCCAGGCCAUCCCACAUGCCCUGAUGUUCCUGCAUCUGGACAGCAUUGGUAAAUGAUUUUAAUUUUGAAGCAUGGCAAAGAGGCAGAAAUGGCUUUGGGCCAUAGACGAGCAGAAUCACUUUAAAAUGAAGAUAGUUUUUUUUUGGCUUGAGAUCUUCCCGUAAAACUACCUGAAGAAUGAACACCUCUCCCAGUGCUGAUUGGAACAGAAAGUAUUUCUAAUUCCCUAUGAAUGAAAAUAGGAACAAAAGUAUUCCAAAGCAAGGACAUAACUUGAAUUCAGAGCUGAAUCCAUUACAUCAAGCUCCGGGGAAGGGGUAGGUGGGGAAGCCCUGAAGUUGACCUGAUGAUUGGGAAAUACCAGUUAAAUGCUUUUGUAACUUCAUCACUGUCAACAGGAAGACACUGCUAUCCAAGCCUCCCAUUUGCCUGAGAGUCAGGAGCUUCUAAACCAAGAAAGGAAGAAACCAAGCGGAUUAUUUACGAGCUCCUUCCCUCUUGCUGCUUGAAGCCGCUGUGCAAUUAGCCUGUUUGUUACCGCGCCGGGGCAAGGCUGGGCGAGUUUACACCGCUCGGCGGGGGUCGGCAAGGCCGGCCUCCCGCGCCUCCUAGCGGACCUGUGGGGUGGUGCAGCCCGUGCCACCCGCUGCAGGAAAGCGGGCCACCGGCCGGCAGCGCCGCGCCCUGACGCCGUCUGCGCGCACAGCCUCGGCAGCGCUCUUCGCUCGCCUCCAGUCCCUAUCCAGCGACCAGUCAGGCUGCGGGCGAGGGGAUUCCAGCCCAGGAUCCAGAGUCCGAGCCCUCAGCAUCCUAUCACACUGGGUACCGGCAGCAGCCACCUCAACCUGGGCCGGGAGCGCAAGCGGCUUUGGAGCUGUCAGCGGCGGUGCAACUUCCCCAGGGAGCCAACUUUAGGUUCGCCUAACGACUCGGUGCAGAGGCCCAUCCGUCAGAUCGCUCCGCGGAGUCUCAGGGAGUGGAACCCAGGAGCCCCCAGGCACGUCCGGGCUGCGCGUCGGGCCCCGCCCCGCGCGCCACGCCUUAAAGGGCUCGAAGGCCUGGGGCGCACGGCGGCGGCCACCGUCAUGGAGGGUGCGCUUGCCGCCAACUGGAGCGCCGAGGCGGUCAACGGGAGCGCGGCGCCCCCGGGGGCCGAGGGCAACCUCACCGCUGGGCCGCCACAGCGCAACGAGGCCCUGGCGCGGGUGGAGGUGGCUGUGCUGUGCCUCAUCCUCUUCCUGGCGCUGAGCGGCAACGCGUGCGUGCUGCUGGCGCUGCGCACCACGCGCCGCAAGCACUCGCGUCUCUUCUUCUUCAUGAAGCACCUGAGUAUAGCCGACCUGGUGGUGGCGGUGUUCCAGGUGCUGCCGCAGCUGCUGUGGGACAUCACCUUCCGCUUCUACGGACCCGACCUGCUAUGCCGCCUCGUCAAGUACCUGCAGGUGGUGGGCAUGUUCGCCUCCACCUACCUCCUGCUGCUCAUGUCGCUCGACCGCUGCCUGGCCAUCUGCCAGCCGCUGCGCGUGCUGCGCCGCCGCACCGACCGUCUGGCCGUGCUCGCCACAUGGCUGGGCUGCCUAGUGGCCAGCGCGCCGCAGGUGCACAUCUUCUCGAUGCGCGAGGUGGCCGAUGGCGUCUUCGACUGCUGGGCCGUCUUCAUCCAGCCCUGGGGGCCCAAGGCCUACAUCACGUGGAUCACGCUUGCCGUCUACAUCGUGCCCGUCAUCGUGCUUGCCGCCUGCUACGGCCUCAUCACCUUCAAGAUCUGGCAGAAUUUGCGGCUCAAGACGGCGGCGGCGGCGGCCGAGGCGGCCGCGGGACCCGAGGGCGCGGCGGCGGACUGCGCGGGGCGCGGGGCUUUGGCCCGCGUCAGCAGCGUCAAGCUCAUCUCCAAGGCCAAGAUCCGCACGGUCAAAAUGACCUUCAUCGUCGUGCUGGCCUUCGUCGUGUGCUGGACGCCAUUCUUUUUCGUGCAGAUGUGGAGCGUCUGGGACGCCGAGGCGCCCAAGGAAGUGGGUAGUAAUUUGUCCCAAGCAAUGGAGCCUGGAGCCAUCCGUCCUCAUGGACGCCACAUGGAUGUUGUCACAUGUUGUCACAUCACGUCCCAUCUGCGAGUGAAGAUGCGGAUGGAGACCAGAUUCAGUGAUGUUGGAAAUUGCAUCCACCUGAGUGCCGGUCAGAGCCCGGGGAAGAGGGUCGGUGUGAUGGACCUCAGCUUCGAGGCCGAGAGUCCUCUGGCGCCCCCGGCUGAACUCCUGGAGAGGCUGCCCAGCUGUGACUGCCUUCUUCAAGGGGACAGAUGCUGCCGGUCUUGGAACCCAGGAUGCCAGAUAUUCUUCCCACCUUCGGAGGCCCCGGGGAGGCCCCAGGAACAAAGGUGCUGGUCUUCGUUUCUGGAACACAGAGUCCCCGUGGUGACAGAGGAGGUGGCCCGGGAAGCCCUCCUCAGCUUCGUGGACUCCAAGUGCUGCUACGGCAGUGCGGCCGCCGGUGACCUCGUCAUCCUGGAGCUGAAGCAGCAGGUCCUGCGCAGGUAUCGACUAGAAACCUUCAGUGAAUCCAGGAUAAGUGAAUGGACUUUUCAGCCCUUUACCAACCACUCCGUGGAUGGGCCACAAAGAGGCACCUCCCCUAGGCUUUGGGACAUCAAGGUCCAGGUUCCCCCGAUGUUUCAGGAAGAUACCAGGAAGUUCCAAGUCCCUCACUCAUCGUUGGUCAAGGAAUGCCACAGAUGCCACGGGCAUGGGCGCUACAAGUGCAGCAGCUGCCACGGGGCCGGCACGGUGCGGUGCCCCUCAUGCAGCCGGGCCAAGCGCAGAGCCAGGCCCGCCCGGCGGUGUCAGAUGUGCUCGGGGUCCGGCAGGCAGAGAUGCAGCACAUGCUCAGGGAGGGGGAACAAGACCUGUGCCACCUGCAAGGGCGAGAAGAAACUGCUGCACUUCCUCCAGCUGGUCAUCGUGUGGAAGAACAGCCUGUUUGAGUUUGUGUCUGAGCACCAGCUGGACUGCCCUGGGGACCUGCUUGCUAAAGCCAGAGGAGAGACGCUCUUUAAGGAUGAAAACACGAUGGUGUACCCCAUCGUGGACUUCCCCCUGCGGGAAAUCUCUCUGGCCUCCCAGCGGGGUAUCGCCGAGCACAGCGCUGCGCUGGCCUCCCGAGCCCGCGUCCUGCAGCAGCGCCAGACCAUUGAACUGGUCCCCCUCACGGAAGUUCGUUACUGGUACCAAGGAAAGACUUACGUCUACUACAUCUACGGCACCGACCACAAAGUGUACGUGGUGGAUUACCCCGAGAGGUACUGCUGUGGCUGCACCAUCAUCUGACAUCGCACAUCUGCCCCCAGAGCCCGCCACUCACGUUUGCCCAGGAGAUUGGCCGAGGUCUCUGAGUUGACUCACUGUUGGCUCCUCUGGACAAUUGCAUGCAAACCCUGGUGUGUCCUUCCAGAGAAUUCAGCUCCUCUGUCAAGCUGCAAGUCCUUCUGGAGCCCGUCUGGCGGAAUCUAUCACGUGUCUAACCUACAAGAAUUCAUCUACACACAUUGCUUUAGGAGAAAUAACUUAAGCAGCGGGGGCUUUGCCUCUGGCCUGUGAACUAAAGCCCUGAUUGAGCGUGGGGUUGAUUUUACUUUUCCCUCGGUCAGUCUCAGUUCUGGUGUGUCUCUGCUAGUCUGGGCCUUUUGUGGAGCUGAGUGAUUCUGAAAUGUUGAAAGAUAGACAGAAAUUAGCUGCCUCUUAUGCACACCAAAUAGUGCACUGAGGCAAAAAUGUACACCAUUUUACUCCUCAUUCUGUGGGUCAGGAAUUCAGACAUAGCCAUGGUGGGAUGGCUUAUCUCUGUUCCAUGAUGUCUGGUGCCUCACCUGGAAGUAUCAGAGGCUGGGGUGGCUCAAGGGCAGGGGCGCUGAAAUCAUCUGAAGGCUGGUUCACCCAGAUACCUGGUGGUCGAUGGCGGCUUUCGGCUGGAACACCUACAUGUGGCCUCCCCAUGCGGCGUGGGCUUCCUCACAGCAUGGCGGCUCUCAGGGUAAGCACCCCACAUGUGUGCCCCAAUUAAAGAGACAGAGAUCUGUUCCCAGACUGGAGAACAAACCCGCUGUGUUGGAUAGACCAAGGGUCUGUAUGCUAAUCUCUAACAUGGUGCCUGUGCAUGGGUAAAUUUUAGAGAGUGGUUUUGGAUAUAUGCAGGUUCUUACAUCACGUGCUGACCUUGGAACCUGAGCACCGAGUAGAAGGUGACCUGGAUGUCCUGUGUACCCAGUCCCAGGCAGGAACUCCCACCUGGUGCAGUGAGGCUGGGUGGGUGGAGGGGACACCCUGCACACUGAAUGCCCGGUUAGCUUUGGAGGGGUGGUUCGGGGGCUGCGUGAGCCACCGUGUACCUGAUUGUGAGUAACCGGAUGUCCCUGUCAUCUUACAAUGCCUGCCCCCACCCGGAAGGGGAGUGCUACACCCCAGGAGGGCCAGUCCGUACCCUCUUGAUCCCCAAGCUCCUGCUGGCCUGCAGCCCUCGUCCCCCAUAGGGUAGAAGCACGUGGACAUAAGAGGCCUGGUUGGGGGAGGCUCAGAUGGGGGAGGGGUGGUCUGAGGCCAUUCCCCUGGGGCCUCGUACAAAUGGAGGGGACGGUUUUUGGCUGUUGCCAUCAUUGGUGGACGGAGCCCAGGAAAGCGGGGCAUCCCGCAGUGCUCGGGGACAUCAGUGCAGUGCAGUGGCAUUCCACGUGCUGCAUGGCUGGCAGAUGCCCCGCUGACACUCGUGGAGAAAUUACUUCUGCAAGCUCUCGUCGGUUAUUACUUAAUGCAGUGCGGGUUUUUAUUUGGUGUUCGCCUCUGUUCUUUGAUUUUCUGGUGCGUCUUGUUUGAAACGGCUUCUGAUCCUCUCCCUUCUCUCAAGUACAAACUUGGAACUCUGACGCCUUCAUUGGGGUUCCACGGGCCGCUGUGCUUGAGCCUCACAGAUUGAAAUACAUGUAUUAAAACACUGCUUUCUUCUUAUUUCUCCUUUAUGUUUCCGU